CAGGCACUCGCUCACGACAUACACUCUCUCUUUUUGUUUCCAAAACCCUAAUUUUUUAGUUUCUUAGAGGUUGUAGCAGCCACCUCUAAAACCCUAGAACUUUCGUCGUCUCAGCAAGUCCAGUCUACUUGUUCAGAUGGGUAAAUCCACCAAGAAAUCGGCCACCAAAGUUGCAGCUCCUGCUGCUGUAGCCCCACCUACCAAAUCUGUAAAGAAAGGUAAGAGAGAGGCCGAAGAGUCGAUAGAGAAGCAAGUGACAGCCAAAAAGCCGAAGAUAGAUGUUGGGGUAGAGCAGGCGAUUGAAAAGAAGAAAAGCGAGGCGAAAAAGACAAAGAAGCCUAUUAGCAAGAAAGAGGAAACCAGUUCUUCAGAGGACACCGAUUCCUCAGAUUCUGAGGAAGAACAGAAGGUUAAGGUCCCAGCUAAGAAGGUCACAAUUCCAGCAAAGGCCGUCGUUAAAGAAGAAUCUUCUAGCAGUGAAGAAUCAUCUUCUGAUGAAGAACCUGCUGUCAAAAUAGUGGUGGUGCCUUCCAAGAAACAACCAUUGGCUGCGUCUAGAAACGGUGGCAAGAAUUCUAGUAGUUCUGAUUCUUCAGAAAGUGAUUCGGAGGAGGAUGAAGAGCCAAAUAGCAAGGUUACAGUUCCUUUAAAAAAGGUGCCUGUAGCUGCAGCUAAGAACGGUCCAUUUGCAGCUUCUAAGAAGAAAGAUGCAUCGAGUGAUGAUUCAGAUUCAGAUGACAGCAGCAGCGACUCAGAUGAUGAUAAGCAGAAGAACACAGUCAAGGUGCCUUCGAAAGUGCCAGCCGCAAAAAAUGGUUCUGUUGGGGUUCUUCAGAAGAAAGAAGAGUCAACUGAGAGUUCUGAUGAUGAAAACUCAUCAGAUGAAGAAGAUGAAGAAAAUGUUGCACCACCAAAAAAGAAAGUGGAGUCUAGUGAUAGCUCCUCUGACAGUGAGUCCGAGGAAGAAAAGGCCCCCGUGACAAAAGUUGUUCCUUCAAAAAGGCCAUCUUCCACAACUGUAACAAAGGAAUCAAAACAGAAAAAGGCUAACCUUGAAGAAGAUGACAGUGAUGAUGACAGUUCUGAGGAAAGUGAAGAUGAAGAGCCUCAAAAGAAAAAGAUGAAAGCCCCGCCUACCCCAGUUUCAAAGAAAAGCGACAGUUCUGAGGAGGGUUCUUCUGAGGAAGAGUCUUCCGAGGAGGUAGAAGAGAUUCCUUCCAAGACUACAAAGAAAAAUCCUACCCAAGUUCUAAAGAAAAGCAGUUCUGAGGAGACUUCUUCAGGUGAAGAAGAUUCCGAGGAGGAAGAGGAGCAGCAGCCUACCAAGACUCCAAAGAAAAAUGACAGGGAUGUAGAAAUGGUAGAUGCUGCGCUGUCGAAGUCGGAGACCAAGAAAGCUCCAAAAAGUCCUGCCACUCCUCAAGUUCAAAACGCAGAAGGAUCAAAAACACUGUUCAUUGGCAACUUAUCCUAUUCUAUUGAACAAUCUAUUGUGGUGGAUUUCUUUAAAGACGCUGGAGAAGUUGUUGAUGUCCGCUUUGCAGUUGAUAAAGAGACUGACAGAUUGAAGGGCUUUGGCCACGUUGAGUUUGCCACAGUAGAAGCUGCUCAAAAGGCUAUGGAGUUGAACAAUCAAGAUCUCUUAGGUCGUCCUGUGAGACUUGAUUUUGCCAAGGAAAGGGGCUCGUACACUCCAUUUAGCGGGAACGAGAGAAACUCGUAUCAGAAGGGAGGGAGAGCUCAAGGACAAACAGUAUUUAUACGAGGUUUUGAUAAAGAGGGUGGCGAGGAUAAGAUUAGGAGUGUGCUGGCGCAACAUUUUGAGUCCUGUGGAGAGAUUUCAAGGGUAUCCAUUCCACAAGAUGACAAUGGUGUUAAAGGGAUUGCUUACAUGGAAUUUAUGGAUGGUGAGGCUUUCAACAAAGCUCUGGAGCUUAAUGGAUCUGAACUUGGAGACUAUCCUUUGACUGUUGAAGAGGCAAAGCCAAGAGAUGGUGGUGGUGACAGAGGUGGUCGUGGUGGAAGGAGUGGAGGCAGGGAUAGUGGUGGUCGGUUUGGCGGUAGACGUGGUGGUGGACGAGGUGGUGGUGGCCGUUUUGGAAGUGGUGGUGGCCGUUUUGGAAGUGGUGGUGGUGGCCGUUUUGGUGGUGGUAGUGGUGGCCGUUUUGGUGGUGGUGGUGGUAGAGGACGUGGAGCAUUUACUAGUACAGGAAAGAAGACAACAUUCGGUGAUGAUUAGGAUCCUUCAAGGAGGGUAUUGAAGAUGCCUGUUCUGGUUUUGUUUACUAGUUUUUUUUUUUUUUUUUUGGUUCUCCUUAUAGUACCUAUUUUAUUCUUUUCAAGUUUUGAUGAGAGACAAUGUGAUAUUUUGCCCAUGUGGAUUUGACUUCCACUUGGGUUUGCGUUCAGUAACUCUAGGGUAAUAUAGCCAAAAUGUUCCUAUUAUAUUUCGUUCUUGCAUUUGGUAUCUGUAGCUUUUGGUGAUUAUUCUUCUAAGCUAUAUGAGAAAUUUUAUGCCUGUUUUGAUUA
Molecule: messenger RNA, 2529 nt
Organism: Cornus florida
Lineage: Eukaryota; Viridiplantae; Streptophyta; Magnoliopsida; Cornales; Cornaceae
Product: nucleolin 2
Exons: 20
Coding region: 137-2239 (700 amino acids)
Molecular function (GO): RNA binding
Source: RefSeq, a predicted model, not a curated record